Eruca vesicaria subsp. sativa (arugula) is the source of this 657-nucleotide messenger RNA. The record is from the annotation of a GenBank genome assembly. NCBI's taxonomy places the organism in Eukaryota, Viridiplantae, Streptophyta, Magnoliopsida, Brassicales, Brassicaceae.
AUGGUUUCUAUCAAAGCUCUCUCAACUAUCUUUUUUCUCUUACUCGGCAUUGGCAUUUGCUACGCCACUAGCCGGAAUCUCUUAACAUACGGCGAAAUCCCGGCUGGACAUGGUGGUGGCGGUGGUGGAGGCCACGGUGGUGGAGUUGAAGGGUAUGCCACUGGUGGUGGUGGUCACGGUGGUGGAGCUGCUUAUGGUGGUGGAGAUCAUGCUAGCGGUUAUGGAAGUGGUGGGGGUGAAGGAGCUGGUGGUGUAAUUGGUGGACAUGCUGGUGGGGGAGGUGGUGGAAGUGGAGGCGGUGGAGGAUCAGCAUACAGUGGUGGAGGUGAGCAUGCUAGUGGUUAUGGAAGUGGAGCUGGUGAAGGUGGUGGCGCAGGUGGAGGUGGAGGCGGUCAUGGAGGCGGAGGAGGAUCAGCAGGUGGAGGGGCUUAUGGUGGUAGUGCUUAUGGAGGCGGUGAAGGAGGAGGAGCUGGAGGUGGGUCAGGAGCUGGAGGUUAUAGAGGCGGUGGCGGUGGAGGAAGUGGGGGAGGAGGAGCUUACGGUGGAGGUGGAGCUCAUGGAGGCGGGGGAUAUGGCAGUGGUGGUGGAGGUGGUUCAGGUGGAGGUGGAGGCGGCAGCCAAUAUGGUGGCGGUUACGGUAGUGGUGGUGCUCCAUGA